GGCAGACAGGGCAAACCGCAAAGCUGCCGCCAGCAGCGGUCGAAAUUGAUCGCAUUUGAUUGAUUCAAUAGCUGUGCGAGUGCGCCGAAGCAGUUCAGCGAGGCUGGGAGAGCGGCGUGACUGCGCUGCCACAAAGGCUGGCAGCGCCCGCGAGUGCUCCGCUACGGCCGCAGCGGCGCCUGCAGUCGUUCGGAUGAUCAUGUUGCAAGGUUUCAUACUGCUGACCGCUUAUGCAAGCGCUUUCGCGCCGACGGGUACGCCUGAACACGCACUCGCGGCGUGGGUAAAGACGGAAGGUGGCUUUAUCGGCGACGUCGCCGUGGAAAAACGAGACGGCGUCCGCGGCCUCUACACCACGAAAGACGCGCCCAAAGGCACGCUGCUGCUCAGCGUCCCGGAAGCGUGUUGUAUUGCCGCGGACGAGGACCCGCAGUGGGGCCUCUCGCUGCGCGAGCUCACGACGGCGCGCCUCGUCGGAUCGCGGACGCGCGGCGAGCAUGAGCCCUACAUCGCGACGCUUCCGAGCGACGAGCCCUUGCUUUGUGACUGGUCGGACGCCGAGCUCGCCGAGCUGCAGUCGCUGAGACUUUCGGAUGACGCGCGGGGCAUGCUGCCGUUCCUCGACGAGUCAACGGCGCGCAUCCUACCCUGGACGAAGGGCACGGAGGCCGACGUGCGCUGGGCCGAACGCAUGGUGCGGUCCCGCGCGCUCCUGUUCGAUGACGGUGGCUUUAACUCUCUGGGAGACCUCGACUCGCCGGCAAUGAUGGCACUUGUGCCCCUUUUGGACCUCGCCAAUCACCGCACGCCGGAUCUUGGAGAAGUUGAGCCCGUUGGUCUCGACCCAUCGGCACGAGCGGUGACGCUCGCCGCGCCCCGGGACCUCAAAGAGGGCGACGAGGUGACCAUCUGUUAUCGCUACGAGGGCAACGAGAAGCUCCUACUGGACUACGGGUUCGCCGAGGCGCUGGGGGGCCAGCCUUGCUACGAGGAGAUCAACCUAGGCGACGAUCUCAUCCUCGACUCGACCCUCGCGGACACCUGCGCCCUCGACGACCUCGGCGCCACGCGGUUCCGCGAGCUUCUCCAGGCGUCACUGGCGGCCGCGCCGACGACGCUUGCGGAAGACCGAGCGAUGUUGUCCGAGUCGACGACGUUGGAGGUAGGCUACGGAGAGUGGCGGGUGGAAUCGGUACGGCUCUUCCACGCGCUGACCUAUCGAAUCGGCCAGAAGGCGUUGAUGACGAAGAUGCUCGAGGCCCUCGAGAGCGACGACCCCGCGGCUGCGCUCGAAACGAUCCGCUUACCACGGUGACUUGUAUAAAUUGUGACGAGUAGUA
This is a messenger RNA of Pelagomonas calceolata, 1340 nucleotides long. Lineage: Eukaryota; Pelagophyceae; Pelagomonadales; Pelagomonadaceae. The record is from the annotation of a GenBank genome assembly.